Messenger RNA from Chelonoidis abingdonii (Abingdon island giant tortoise), 1585 nucleotides. NCBI's taxonomy places the organism in Eukaryota, Metazoa, Chordata, Testudines, Testudinidae. The record is from RefSeq and is a predicted model, not a curated record.
CGCCUCGGGGCUCCUCGCUUGGUUCCCCAUCCCGCGCCUGCGAGGAGCGGCUCUGCCCUUCUGGCCUGAACCCACGGGGCUGGAGCAACAAGACACCGGUGGGGGGUGAGGGGGAGAAACUUAUUUUGUUCCCUCCUCCCCUAGAGCCGCGGCGCUCCAGUACCGGCGCUGACGGGCAGUGGGGAGGCUUUGCCUUGAACUGCGCGUGGAGAGGAGCCACAGCCACAGCCCGACUCCCACUGGGCGGGCAGGGGGCGCCCGGCCAGCCGCCGCCGCAAGGAGGGAGAGUUGGGCGCUUGGCGGCCGGAGCUGGGCUUGUCUUCCGCCAGCUGCUGCGUUCCUGGGGCUGCUCCCGCCGGAGGGACCGAGCCCGGCGUCUCCCCGCGGCCGGAGGGGAGCCGAUGCGAACCAGAGGCGCCCCGGCCGCGGCUAGCAGUGGGCUCUGCAGGACUCUCCCGGCCCCCACCGCCCCGCAAGCGAGCAGCGCAGCAAAGGAGCGAGCGAGCCCGGCAGGCUCGGGGCGAUGGCGAGCCCGAGGCACGGCCACUUAGCGGCUGCAGCGUUCUUCCUCGCCCAGUGCUUGGCAGCCCGCUUCCAGCUCGUGGACGGGGAGACGGCGCGGCGACCUCAGGGUGUGUUUUAUGAAGUUGUUCAGAGCGCCCCUCGAGUGGAGGAAAACGUACAAGUGGAGUCACACCUAUACAGUCACAGGUGGAAAAGGCACUCAGAGUCUCUCAAAUCAGUUGAUACUAACAGAGCCAGCAUGGGGCAGGAUUCCUCAGAACCUGGGGGCUUCACAGACCUACUACUUGACGAGGGACAUGACAACACCACACAGAUUGAGGAGGAUACAGAUCAUAAUUAUUAUACUUCCAGGACAUACAGCCCAUUUGAUUCUAUCAGCCGGGAUUUGUGGGUGAACAUAGACCAAAUGGAAAAAGACAAAGUGAAGAUCCACGGGAUUCUGUCCAAUACCCAUCGGCAAGCAGCAAGAGUGAAUCUGUCCUUUGAUUUUCCAUUUUAUGGACAUUUCCUACGUGAAAUUACUGUGGCAACUGGGGGUUUCAUAUAUACUGGAGAAGUUGUGCAUCGAAUGCUAACAGCUACACAAUACAUAGCACCCUUGAUGGCAAAUUUUGACCCCAGUGUGUCAAGAAAUUCAACAGUGAGAUACUUUGAUAAUGGCACAGCACUUGUUGUCCAAUGGGAUCAUGUACAUCUGCAGGAUAAUUACAACCUAGGCAGUUUUACUUUUCAGGCUACCCUUCUCAAUGAUGGGCGGAUCAUUUUUGGAUAUAAAGAAAUUCCUGUUUCAGUGACACAGAUAAGUUCAGCCAAUCACCCAGUGAAAGUGGGACUGUCGGAUGCAUUUGUGGUGGUGCAUAGGAUCCAGCAAAUUCCCAAUGUCCGUAGAAGGACGAUUUAUGAAUACCAUAGGGUGGAGCUACAGAUGUCAAAGGUUACCAGUCUGUCAGCUGUUGAGAUGAUACCUCUACCUACCUGUCUCCAGUUUAACAGCUGUGGUCCCUGUGUCACUGCCCAGAUUGGCUUCAACUGCAGCUGGUGUAAUAAACUCGAAAGGUAA